GCGCUUCCGGAGGCGCUGAGGGAGCAGCCGCAGCAGCGGGGACGCUUGCAGGCCUGGACCUUCCCCUCGCUGGGCUCUGCAGAUGGUGUGGUGGGAAGGAGCGGCUCUGCGAGGCAAGGCGGGGAAGAAGGCGCAGGCCUCACCCGCACGGCGACGCUGCUCUGAGUGAGGCCCGGCCAAGCCCUCACCGGGACGCCGCGAGGGAAGCCGCGCUGAGGAGGCGGAAUCGCGGCCAGAAAGAGCGGAACCCCGCCCCGCCCCGCCGAGCCCUCGAGGCAGCAGGCAGGGGGGCCUGUAGAGCAGAGCCUCGGCCAUGGCACAGGCAAAUCUCAAGUUACUCAUCUGGUUUGGAUUAUUAAACUGCUUUAUCGUUUACGUAUUCACCCAGCAAGGUGGGAGCAAUUGUAUAAAAGUUAAUGCAAAAUCAUGUGCUGACUGCAUACAAGCUGGACCAAAUUGUGGAUGGUGCAAAAAUAUAAGCUUCCUUCAAGAUGGGGAAUCCACUUCAGCACGAUGUGAUGACUUAGAAGUUUUAAGAAGUAAGGGUUGCCCUCCAGAGGAAAUAGAAAAUCCUAGAGGCUCUCAAGAGAUGCUCAAAAAUAAGGAAGUAACGAAUCGUGUCAAAGGUUCUGCUGAAAGUCUCAAAGAGGAGAACAUUACUCAGAUACAACCACAGCAAGUGGCACUAAAGCUACGAAUAGGGGAACCACAGACCUUCUCAUUAAAAUUUAAGAGAGCAGAAGAUUACCCUAUUGAUCUGUAUUACCUUAUGGAUCUUUCCUACUCCAUGAAAGAUGACUUGGAGAAUGUAAAAAGUCUUGGAACUUCUCUGAUGAGUAAAAUGAAGAAUAUCACUUCAGAUUUUCGAAUUGGUUUUGGUUCUUUUGUGGAAAAAACUGUUAUGCCUUACAUUAGUACCACACCAGCCAAACUCAAGAAUCCAUGUACAGGUGAUCUUAACUGUACCAGUCCCUUUAGCUACAAAAAUGUGCUCAGCCUCACUGGCAAUGGAACCCUAUUCAAUAAACUUGUAGGCAAACAGCACAUUUCUGGCAAUUUGGAUUCUCCUGAAGGUGGAUUUGAUGCAAUAAUGCAAGUUGCUGUUUGUGGUGAAAAAAUUGGAUGGAGAAAGGAUGUCACGCGAUUGUUGGUGUUUUCCACGGAUGCUGGAUUCCAUUUUGCUGGAGAUGGGAAACUUGGAGGAAUUGUUUUACCAAAUGAUGGACAAUGCCAUUUAGAUAACAAUAUGUACACGAUGAGCCAUUAUUAUGAUUAUCCCUCGAUUGCUCAUCUUGUUCAGAAACUAAGUGACAAUAAUAUACAGAUAAUUUUUGCUGUGACACAAGAAUUUCAGCCGGUUUACAAGGAGCUGAAGAACUUGAUUCCAAAAUCUGCUGUGGGAACGCUGUCUUCGAACUCCAGUAAUGUGAUUCAAUUGAUCAUUGAUGCGUACAAUUCACUGUCUUCAGAAGUUAUUUUGGAAAACAGCAAGUUACCAAAAGAAGUCACAAUUGAAUAUAAAUCUUUUUGCAAGAAUGGAGUGAAUGGCACAGGAGAUGAAGGACGAAAGUGCUCAAACAUUUCAAUUGGAGAUGAGGUUAAGUUUGAGAUUAAAGUAACAGCCACCCAGUGUCCAGAAAAAGGUCAAAUUGAACCCAUUAGAAUCAAACCACUGGGUUUCACUGAAGAGGUAGAAAUUAAGCUGGAGUUCAUCUGUGAGUGCGAAUGUCACAAGGAAGGAAUUGUAGACAGUCCACUGUGCCAUAAUGGAACAUUUGAGUGUGGUGCUUGCAGGUGUAAAUCAGGGCGUAUUGGAAAACACUGUGAAUGCAGCAUGGAUGAAGUAAACAGUGAAGAUAUGUCAGGCACCUGUAGAGCACCGAACACUACAGAAAUAUGUAGCAACAAUGGAGAAUGCAUUUGUGGACAGUGUGUGUGCAAGAUAAGAGAUAACCCAAAUGAAAUAUACUCUGGCCAGUUUUGCCACUGUGAUAACUUCAACUGUGAUCGAUCCGAUGGCUUGAUUUGCGGAGGACAUGGCGAAUGUAAAUGUCGUGAAUGUGACUGCUGGCAAAACUACACAGGCUCUGCUUGCGAGUGUCCCCUGGAUACAACCCCAUGCGAAGCUGCUAAUGGGCAAAUCUGCAAUGGCAGAGGGAUCUGUGAGUGUGGGGUCUGCAACUGCACUGAUUCCAAAUUCCAAGGACCUACCUGCGAGUUAUGUCAGACCUGUGUGGGAGUCUGUGCAGAGCACAAGGACUGCGUCCAGUGCAGAGCUUUUGGCAAAGGGGAAAAGAAAGAUAAAUGUCAAGAAGAAUGUUCACAUUUUAACAUGACACUGGUAGACCAUAGGGACAAGCUGCCACAACCUGGUGAUUUUGAUGCACAGACCCACUGCAAAGAGAAGGAUAUUGAUGACUGCUGGUUUUACUUCACCUACUCGGUGGAAUCGAACAAACCCAUUGUCCAUGUGGUGAAGACACCAGAAUGCCCAACUGGCCCUGACAUCAUUCCCAUUGUUGCUGGUGUAGUUGCUGGAAUUGUUUUGAUUGGCCUUGCUUUAUUGCUGAUUUGGAAACUACUUAUGAUAAUUCAUGACAGAAGAGAAUUUGCAAAAUUCGAGAAGGAAAAAAUGAAUGCAAAGUGGGAUGCGGGUGAAAAUCCUAUUUAUAAGAGUGCUGUGACAACUGUGGUCAAUCCGAAAUAUGAGGGAAAAUGAAAAAAAAACCCCUGCUUUGUAACUUCACAACACUGUAUGCGAUGUAGCAAUUUUGUAGUCACAGUAACUUAGCUUUAGGGCAAUUCUGCAAUGAAUUUACUAAUUCAUUACGUUAGGUUCGUUUCCUAUGCAGGUUUUUUAAAUGUACAGUACGAUUUUAUUUUUGUGAAGAUUUUUGUUUUCUUUUGUGUAUGAAAUCAGUGCCAGAAAACUUGAGACUGCAUAGCCCAUUCUGCUUAAGGUCACAUUGUGCCUUUUUGACCUUUUUCUCCUGUGACAGGAGUGAAAUGGCUGAAACAAUCAGUAUAAGGGGCUCUGCCUAGCCAUUAAGUAUUAAUAUUAGACCAGUUUUAGCUUUACAGGUACAUCAGGGCUGUGGCUUGCACAGUUUAUGCAAGCCAGGUAAUUUCUUUGAAACAUAAAAGUUUUACUUAGAUUGUGAAUAAUGAAGUGUCUGCCUCAAGACUUACCUUAUUGGAUACAGUAAGCUGAAUGAGAUGGAAAUCAUGACGUAAAAGACAAUUUAAUAAGUUCUUAAGCAUUUUAAAUUGUCAAGAUGUUAUAAAGUAGAAGGACUAAUAGGUCUGAAAUAGCUUUAAUCAUGCCAUAUUUUUAUGCCAUUGCUGUACAGUAACCUAAAAUCUUUACUUUGUAAAUUCAUGUUGUUGGCUUUGGUACUGUGAAGUACCAGGACACCAUCUAAAUGCAUAAAGGCCUUAAUUUCAUUAGGUGUGCUUUUUUACAAAAAUCUUCCUUGGUUUAAAGCCUGGUGUUUGUCACCUUUUUUAUGUAUCUGGUUUUAUUUUGUAUAAGAUUACUGUCAAAACAACUUGAUUUCCCCCCACAGUUUUGGCUGUAAAUUUGCCUUUACCCUGUAGCUAAAUUGCUUAACUGUCUAAGAUGCGGUCAGAAGAUACCAUUAUUUGAUGUGUCAUGUAUAUAUAUGCCUCUGACCAUUCUGUCCUAUCAUAUCACAUGCUUAUUUUAAGUGCCUUUGAUUUUAACAAAUGUUCACUUUUUACAGUGCUAUUAUGGAAGUUAUUUAUUAAAUAAAAGAUUAAAUCAGA
This is a messenger RNA of Heteronotia binoei (common prickly gecko), 3786 nucleotides long. RefSeq names its product integrin subunit beta 1 (gene ITGB1). The transcript has 16 exons. The record is from RefSeq and is a predicted model, not a curated record. Lineage: Eukaryota; Metazoa; Chordata; Lepidosauria; Squamata; Gekkonidae. Gene Ontology annotation, molecular function: fibronectin binding; integrin binding; laminin binding. Bases 314 to 2719 code for a protein of 801 amino acids. Gene Ontology annotation, biological process: cell adhesion mediated by integrin; cell-matrix adhesion; integrin-mediated signaling pathway. Gene Ontology annotation, cellular component: cell surface; integrin complex; focal adhesion.